Messenger RNA from Kazachstania africana CBS 2517, 2007 nucleotides. It is a transcript of the gene RFX1, whose product is annotated as Rfx1p. Bases 1 to 2007 code for a protein of 668 amino acids. Lineage: Eukaryota; Fungi; Ascomycota; Saccharomycetes; Saccharomycetales; Saccharomycetaceae. Gene Ontology annotation, biological process: regulation of transcription by RNA polymerase II. The transcript has a single exon. Gene Ontology annotation, molecular function: DNA-binding transcription factor activity, RNA polymerase II-specific; RNA polymerase II cis-regulatory region sequence-specific DNA binding. The record is from RefSeq and is a predicted model, not a curated record.
AUGGUCAAUAGACAGAUCGUGUCCAUGUCUAGCACCACAUCUUCUUCCGAUCAGAAGAAACCAACUUCCACGUCUCCAGGGGCUGCUUCUGUCGAGUUCAAUAGGAAUUCGACAUCUCCAGUAGCUUUAUCUCAUAUAGACACUGGUAACAAUGCUAAGAUAAAUAGUGCCACUCCAACGUACCAGAGAUCCGCUUCCUCCAUCUACAAUCUUAUUCAUUCAACUUCAAAGGAUUAUACGCAUACGAAUAAACCAAUCCUUCCAAGUUUGUCAUCCAAUUUCAAUAAUAAUAAUAAUAAUAAUAAUUUGAAUAGAUCACAUUCUUCUAUUUUACCUUACACUAAUAAUAACAUUACGCAUCAUACUACUUUCCCCAUUAUUAGUAACGCACAAAGGAGUAUACCCAAGUUAGAAGAAACUGAUAGUCCUCCUAAGGAAAAUAUUAUUCCUUCAACUGCAAGAAGAAAUACUCAGGAACAAUUAGCUAAACAAAUUGCAGAAAAACAUGUAGAUAAACCUAUUGCAGAUUAUGCAAAGAUCGUCAAAGACGCAGAAUUGAAAGUAAUGAAUAUCGAUCCAAAUUCAAAUCCAAAAUCAACGUUACAAUCUGCUGAACAAGAUAGGGAAAAACAGAGACAAAUUUACGCUCUUAUUUGGCUCAUGAAAAAUUGUCAAUCGAAACAUGACAGUUACGUACCAAGAGGUAGAAUUUUCGCUCAAUACGCUGCAUCUUGUGCUCAAAAUAGUUUAAAACCAUUAUCUCAAGCAUCAUUGGGUAAAUUGAUAAGAACAGUUUUCCCAGAUUUAACUACAAGAAGAUUAGGUAUGAGGGGUCAAUCGAAAUAUCAUUAUUGUGGCUUACGACUAAUGGACGAUACUAGUGAUAAUGUUGGUAUAAAUCCAAUCAACGAUUCAAAACUAAAUGAUAAAAAAAUUAACACCAAAAAUUUUGAUGAUCAAACUUAUGAACAGGAACCUGUAAUGAAAAAAAUAAAAUUAGAAGAUGCAAUGGAUGAUAAAUUACAAAAAAUUCAAAAAACUGAUGAUUUAACAAAAGAAUUACCUUUCUUGGAAAAUUUGUUCAAUGAAAUUUUUAAUAAUAAACAAACUUUAAACGAUGAUUAUCAAUUGGAUUUACCCAGAAUUGACAUCGAAAAAUUACCAAGUUCAAUAGAUAAAGAUAUAAUCUCAUCAUUGGAAUCGUUAUAUUUCAUUCAUUGUAAUACAAUAUUCCAAAAUGUCAAAUUUUUCAAAUUUGAUUACCUAUCAACGAACAAUUUAUUCCUUUUCCAUCCAAAUGGCUUAAUUUCACCACAAAUGUACAAUCUGUUUAUUUCUGAAGAAUUGUACGAUUGGAUACAUAAAUGUGACCUCAUCACUCAUAUUUCAAUCAUUAAAUUUUUAUCAAAUUUCAUUAUAAACUUCAAUAGAGAAAACGAACUCAUCAUUUCUAAAUUAGAAAGCUUCAUUCAUGCUUACCAAGAUCAAAUAUUAAAAUCAACAAUAGACUUACCGGUACCCAUUUUAACUUCAAAAUUACAAAUUUCCAAAAAUUUUACUACGAUAAUAAAAAAACUUUUAAAACUAUUAAAAUUUAUAGUUAGAUUCAUAAGUAGUUUUGAAUCAUUUAAAGAUGGUAUGAAAAAAGAUUGGGAACAAAUUGUAAAUUUAGAUGAUAUCUUAGAAAUGGUAACGACAGAAAAAAAUUCAGAAGUAUUAAUGAAAAUCAAAGAAUUUGUAAAACAAAAUACUCUAACUUUACUCAAUAAUGACAGUUUUUCCUUAGUUGACAUAAUAAUCAAUACUUUAAAUUUCAUUUCAAAUUCAAGGAAUUUUAUGGCACAGACAAUGAUUGACUCCUAUGUUAGAUUCACAAAUACUCUUAUAGGUGACAUAUCGCUGAAAAAUUCUGAAAAUUUACUGCCUUGGUUAUUUUUCAACAACGUUACUGUACAAUUAAUCAAUUAUUCCUUUGAAAUCACAAAAUUCGUGAAUGAAAUCGAAUAG